Molecule: messenger RNA, 2564 nt
Organism: Cylas formicarius (sweet potato weevil)
Lineage: Eukaryota; Metazoa; Arthropoda; Insecta; Coleoptera; Brentidae
Product: protein FAM114A2
Exons: 4
Coding region: 775-2502 (575 amino acids)
Source: RefSeq, a predicted model, not a curated record
UGUUAUCGGCAUUCCGUUUUAUCAGUAACGGGUAAAAAAUAUGCUAAUGCUUAGGAUCACAUUCGUUGUUAGGCCCGAUGUACUAUGAACGCGUUCUAUGAAUACUCCAGAUAUUGAUACUGACAAUGGAGUAAUAAUAGAUGAGUGCUACAAUGAAACCGGAACAGUCUUGUGCUAAUAGGGUUGGAUACUGUAAGCAUUAGGAUAUUGACAAAUCGACCUCUACGAAAAUACCAAUGCAACCUGAAGCUCAUCAAUUUUUUCCGUAGUAAGGCCACUAUAUGAUAGAAGGGGAUAGACGACGUCACUGUCCAGGCUAAACUGCCGGAAAUACCCUUCGACGUCCUUGAUUCGAACUUACCCGCCUCUUACAAAUCAAUAAUAAAUGAAGUAUUUAUUAGAUAAAAUGUCGGAGACGCAUUUCUAUUCUAUUUAACCAACCACCAACGACGGGAUUCGAACAUAUAAGCACUCAGCGUGGCUAGUUUCAAAACUCAAUUCUUUAUGGUGAUAAAGUUAACAGUCAAGAUAUUUGAUUUUUUAUUUUUGUUUAAUUUUGAUUUUAUUUGUUAACUAUCUGAAGUAAUAAAUCAACAAAAAUUAACCAAAUUCAUAGAUUCUAAAAUUGGGCGAAUGGUCACAGCAACACUGCCUAAUGCUAUUCUCUAUUUCGCCUUUUAUUCUCGAAAAUUUUUGACUUUGAGAUUGUCAGUUUUUGCUAUUGUUAGUCAAAAAUUUGGCAAAUUCGAAAGACUUUAAGCUGCUGAAUGCAAUAUGGAAACAUCCGACAGCGAUUAUUUCGAAAGCGCAGAUGAAGAUGUGUACUCGGAUGAGGAAAGUGUUGCUUCUGUGAAUCGGUCUUCUUCGAAAUUAAAAAAAGAAAACUUGGAGCGAAGUAUUAAUGAAAUGAACCUUAUGGAUUCCCCUCAAUAUUUCAAUAAAAACAUAGGACAUGUUAGUGAUAUUAGCAGCCUAGUAAAUUCAGAAAAGAAAGGCGAAUUACUGAAACCAAAGUUAGAAGAAAAUAAAGAGGAAAAUUUGUGGGAUGUUGAUGAAAUUAAUUGGGAGACAGAAGGAAAGUUAGAAGAAUCUGAUAAUAAAAAUGACCUAAAAUGUAAGGGACAAAAAAAUGAAACCUCAAAAAAUGUUCAGGAUUUAUCUAAUGUUGGUAAACAUGAAAACUUGACUAGUGAAACUGAUUUAUGGGAUGAGAAUGAAAUUGAUUGGGAAGUAGAGGGUCACAAAGAGGACUCCCAAAAGUCAGAUUUUGUUGAAAAAAUAGAUCCGAAAAUAAUUUUAAAAUCUGAACAAAAUAAACCAAAUUCAGUUUCUGGAUGGGGCAACUGGGGGAAUUGGGAUGUUUCUAGUAUUUUGAACACUGCCACCAAUAGUGUUUCCAGCCUAACAGCACAUGUGUCUCAUGGAAUUUCGACGGUUCUAGAAGCAAAUUUGGGUGUACCAGAUCCAGAAGAAAUGGCAAAAUUAAAUAAAGAUCGAGAUGUUCUAGAAGACCCCAACAAUGGUCAAAAUCAUUCCCCAAGCACUCCACCGAUUUUGGGUUUUGGAAAUAUAGUAGGCAGUGUAUCUCAUAUCACGAAGUUCGUUGAAUCUACAGGUACAAGGGUUAUAUCUGGAGGUUUGGAUACAUUAGAAAGUAUAGGCAAAAAAACUAUGGAAGUUUUACAAGAAGGUGACCCUGGUCUUAAAAAGAAAAGAGCAUUUUUAAAGUUUGAUAGCGGUAAACCAGUAUUGUCUCAGGUUUUGAGAGAAGCCAAAGAAAAGGCUGAACAGCACAUCCAUUCUGUGGAAAAGAUGCAAACCGUAAAAUUUAAAAACUAUGAAACUUUAUUUGAUGAUCAUCAAGGAUUGGUCCAUUUAGAAGCUCUAGAAAUGCUAUCCAAGUUGUGUAAUAUGAAGUUAGAAAAUUUAAAUGAUUCCCUCCAUGGAAAUGCUCUUAAAGAAAUGCAAGAAACCAUGGAGCAGGUUAAAGAGCUUUGCGAGCUUCCCGAGGAUGAAGAAGAAGAGAUAGCCUUGGAGGAGGUUAAGGGAAAAAUUCAAUCUGCAGUUAAAGAUUUAAAUGUCGCAGUGUCCUAUGAUAAGUUAGUUUCUACUUGUGAAGAAAUUGUCAUUUGGCUGGCUAAUUUGAAUUUGACCUUUGUUAACGAAGUUGAAUUGCAUCAGCAGGCUAUAGAGUCAUUGGCCCAAAUUACUGCCCUUGCCGUUGAACAGUUUCACAAAAUUGGCGAGCUGUUGCUGGUUAAAGAACAUCGCAGUACUGCUGAUGAAGCCGACAGUUUAGUCCAGUUAACUUUGGUUAUGAAGUCAGUCAUUACAAAACAAGCAGGGCUAUUUUGUGAUAAACUAAACUGUCUUCAGAUUGCAGACAAGGAAAAAGUGAAUGAACUUAUCACCAAUAUAUUUUACGAGGCCUCCAACAGUUGCUCUUACCUACAUGAUGCAUUCCAAUUGCUGAUACCUGUCUUGCAAGUCGGUGCCACAUAAAAAAUCACAUUUAUAAAAUAACUUUAUUGUUUGUAUAAAGUAUUUAUAAAAAAAUGUUUUGC